This is a messenger RNA of Rhinopithecus roxellana (golden snub-nosed monkey), 2000 nucleotides long. RefSeq names its product SH3 domain and tetratricopeptide repeat-containing protein 1-like. The record is from RefSeq and is a predicted model, not a curated record. The transcript is spliced from 8 exons. The annotation marks the transcript as partial. NCBI's taxonomy places the organism in Eukaryota, Metazoa, Chordata, Mammalia, Primates, Cercopithecidae.
CAGGGCUGGAGGGUGGGUGGCUGGUAGACUUCCCCAAUCCCAGCCUAGGCGGGGGACUGGGUGCCCCUGGCCUCUACUACAGAACCUGGGGGCUGGGCAACAGGCAGGCAGGACAGGGCCUGGAGCCGGUCCAGGAAAGAGCUAAUGAUCAACCGGCUGCGGUGUCUGUGCAGCCGUGCUGGGCCUGCCUCUCCGUCACCGGCCCUCAGGCGCAGGGAGGAAGUAGGGCAGGAAGCAGGGGGCGGAGGCCGCUGUGCAGUCAGCCCGGCUGUGGGCGGCACCUGCCUGCUCCGUCCAGCUGGAGACAGCCCUGUGGGGCCAGCUAGCGCUGGGCCAGGAGUGGCCACCUGGUGCCUGCGUGCUUCGGUCCUGUGGGCCUGGGAGCUGCCCCCGAGGAGCACGCCGCAGGGGCAUGGUGGUGCCUCGCUCCUCCAGGUGAGCCAAGGAUGCUGUGAGCACCCUGGAUGGCCAUAAUUAUGUGACUGUCGACACCGUUGUGACAGCGAUGACAACUGUGUCCCGUGUCGGGCGCUGGGCCAGCAUUUUACGCAUGGAGACAUCACUCACUCUUCUAGCAACAUGAAUGAGGAUGGCCGCACAACACAGAAGAGGAAGGCAGGGCCCAGGAGUGCACGGGUGCGCCGGUUUCCCGUGCUGCCAAAGCGCAUGACAGAGCCCUCUUGGUCAUGUUCUCUCGCAGCUCUGGAGGUCGGAAUUCCGAACUCAAGGUGUCCCUCAGAAGGCUCCUGGGGCGGCUCCUCCCUGCCUCUUCCGGCUCCUUGUGGCUCCGGGUGCUCCUUGGCUGUGAUUACAUCAGUCCACUCUCCGCCCUGGUGGUCAUGUGGCCUCCUCUCCGGUUCCUCUGUGUGCCUCUGCGUCUUCUGUUUUACUCACAGGGACACCAGGCACUGGAUUUAGGGCCAUCCUCAUCUGGAACACCCUCAUCUUAAGUAAAGGUCACUUCAUCUGCACAGACCAUUUCCAAAUAAGGCCCCAUUCUGAGGUUCCCGUGGGCAUGAAUUUUGAAAGGAGAGUGUCACUCCAGGAUGCGAGGUGACAAGUCAACCCUCCAGAGGUGCUUGGUGGCAUAGGCGAUGGAGCACUGUCCCGGGAGCGCGGUCUGUCAGGCAUGACGGCCCAGCAAAGAGGCAGUGACCGGCUCCUGAGGAGGGGCCCAAGGCACCCAGGGGCUCUGCCUCAAUGGGGAAGGGGACUCCAGGCAGAAAACCAGCGAGAGGAGGCCCCGUGGAGGAAGGGAGCACAGCACACCCGAGAUGGGGCAGGAGGCACAGCAGCGGAGCGGGAUCACGCCCACCACAAUACCACACAUGGUCACCUGCUGCGGGCCAGGCAUGUGAGGUCUCCAUGGGUCAUGGAGAACCUCCCUGCUGUGAUCACUGAGGAGCCGACCCCCAUGGGGAGGGGUCCCGUGGGACCCUCAGGAGGGGGCAGCAGCCGGGACCGUGUCCGGAAGGUGGCCACGAGGCCCUCUGUGAGCUGGGAGAAAGCGGGGCCGGAGGAGGCCAAGGCGCCGGGGAGAGGCGACGAGGCUUCUGCCGCCCGUGUGGCUGGGCCGGCCGCUGGGACCCCUCCCUGGCAGAUGGGGGCUUAUCCCACAGACCUGACCCUGCAGCUGCUGGCUGUGCGGAGGAAGAGCGGGCUACAGGACCCUGGCCUACAGCAGACCCUCCGGGGCCAGCUCCGCCUGCUGGAGAAUGACAGCCAGGAGAUGGCCCGCAUGCUCGGGGAAUUAUCAGCCAGGCUGCUGUCGAUCCACAGUGACCAGGACCGGAUCGUGGUGACGUUUAAGACUUUUGAAGAAAUCUGGAAGUUUUCCACCUACCACGCUCUUGGCUUCACUCAUCACUGCCUGGCAAACCUGCUUAUGGACCAGGCCUUCUGGCUGCUCUCGCCCAGUGAGGAGGAGGAGACGGCCAUCCAAGUCCAUGUGGAUGAGAAUGCCUUGAGGCUGACCCACGAGAGCCUCCUCGUCCAAGAAG